Molecule: messenger RNA, 314 nt
Organism: Racocetra persica
Lineage: Eukaryota; Fungi; Glomeromycota; Glomeromycetes; Diversisporales; Gigasporaceae
Source: the annotation of a GenBank genome assembly
AACAGUUAGAAAAGGAUUUAAAGAAAAUUGGUAUAAAAAGUUUUGAUUAUAGUCAAUAUAAAGAUCAUGAAAUUAUCGGUAGAGGAGGAUGUGCAGUAGUAUAUUCAGCAUUUUUUAAUAAUGAAAAACAUGCAUUAAAGAGUCUAAACAAUAACCUAAGCUUUGAUGAAAAAUCAUUGAAAAGAGUUAAAAGAGAGAAUUUAUCAUCAGAAACAACCGUUGAAUUCAUCACAAAUAUCAUUCGUAAAGAUAAUCAUAAGAAUUCAACUUUAACAGACAAUCGUCAUGAAAAUCCACACGUAACUACUAGUUAG